CUCCAUCGUGCUUCAGCUCUGCAUCGUGUCUGAUGCACCUCAUGGGAUGUUUGUUCCGAUGGAGGGGAGGGCAGGACAUGUAUAAGAGCAUCCGUGCCUCCCCCGCGGCUUAUCGCAGGAGGGCCUCCUUGAUGCGAUUUAUUGCCCGGGUGCUUUCUCGUUCACCCCCUUUUGCUCGUAUCUGAUUUGACUAAGGAAUUACCUAUCUCAUGCGUACGACUAUUCGUUUUAUAAAACAGAUUCUUUCGCCUUCCUUUCUUCCGUCCCCCUGAGUCUUUCUUCCCCCUUUUUUUUCUCUCCCAUUGUCUUCCAUCAUUGUAGUUGUGGUCCAGCAUAGUCAAUCAAGAUGUUUUCAACAAGGCGACCAGCGCAACCUCAAACUGAAAGCCUCUCCUCGAAAUAUGGAGCUAGAAAGUCCACCUCCCGAGUCCGCAGGCCAAUUCGAGAGUCGCCCACCCGUUCCAGAGUCUCAGAAAGACGCCAGAAGCCAGAUGGAAGCUCUCUAGGCUCUGACAUGGUCAUUUACUUUGCCGUGGGUUCUCAAAAACGCCUUUUCGCCGCUCGCUGGAAUAUGAUCCGCGGUGCUCCUCUCUUAGCGACAUACUGUCGUGAACAGUCGUCUGGGUCUGGGACUCGCCCCAAACCGAUAAAUAUGCCCGAUGAACAGCCGGAGAUCUUCUCCUGUGUCCUCGAGUACCUCUACACUGGCGAUUACUACCCUCGAUUGGUGCAUGACAAGAGCCAUGAGAAUUGGUGGCUGGAAGAUUCGAGCAUGAGUAAAGAUGUCCAGAGCAAUGAAGCUACUAUAUAUCAUCAAGGAGCUGAGGCUAUCAUUCUGAAAGAUACAGCUGUCUACUGCGCAGCCGAAAAAUACGGAAUCGAAAACCUCAAGCGUCUAUCUCUCCGAAAACAAGGCCUGCAUUGCGGUAUCCAAUGCAGUACAAUCCUCACCAGCGCUCGCUACGCCUACGCUAACACUCCCGAUACUGAAUCCAAACUGCGCGCCCACUACUUAGCUUUAAUUAUCCGUAGCAGGUCGACCUUCAAGCGUAGCGGUACAAUGCAAAUGGAAAUGGAGCAGGGUGGGAAGCUGUUCUUCGAUCUGUUUGUUGCAAUGUGCAACCACAUGGAUGAUCUCGACGCUACGUUCAAGGCUCCCCUCGCAGAUUGAUCGUGUUGUAUUAUGAUGCCAGAGCUUCUGUUGUGGCCCUGGUUAAUGAUUUUCCUUUCUCAAUACCCCUUUAAUCUUUCUUGCCUUCGUUUAUCCUUUGAGGGAUUUUCUGGAUUCAAGAGAAGGCGUUCAUUCCAAAUGAUUUCAUUAGGCAGGUCCGCUGUAUAGUAUUACUUAAAUGCAAAAUAUGACAGAAACAAUCAAAUAUCUCUCUACUCUAUCAUACUAGGUUGGAUGGGCGAUGGAACCUAGGAGUCUAGAACCUAAAACAAUGGGAAUAGCCUCUGUGACCAUCGUCGCCCCCCUGGCUAUUAGCUCUGCAGAACCAACACUUCUCCUUACG
Molecule: messenger RNA, 1514 nt
Organism: Aspergillus wentii DTO 134E9
Lineage: Eukaryota; Fungi; Ascomycota; Eurotiomycetes; Eurotiales; Aspergillaceae
Product: BTB/POZ domain-containing protein
Exons: 4
Coding region: 347-1171 (274 amino acids)
Source: RefSeq, a predicted model, not a curated record